AUGUACAUUCCUCCCUACUACAACGAGCCCGACCUGGAGGUCCAGCAGAAGCUCAUCAAGGCUGAGGCCCUGGGCACUCUCAUCACCCACCUUCAGGACGAUACCGCCACUCUACCUCUGCAGGCUAACUACAUCCCCUUCACUCUUGUUACCGGCCCCGAGCAUGGCGAAUAUGGCACCCUUCGAGCCCACAUGCAUCGAAUCAACCCCCAAGCCAAACAGCUGAUCCACGCCUCCAAGUCCGGAGAUCCUGACGCCCUCGUUGCCUUCACCCACACCCAGGCCUACGUGCCUCCCAAGUAUUACGUUGAAACCAAGCCAUCUACCGGCGACGUGGUGCCUACAUGGAACUUCGCCUCAGUCCAGUGCUACGGAAAAGUCAAGGUCUUCUACGAGAAAGACGAGACCACCCGAGCUUUCCUGAUGGACCAGCUUAACCAGCUUGUCGAUGAGCAGGAAGCGCUAGCCGGAUCGAAAUGGAAGGUGUCUGAUGCCUCUGAUAGCCACCUGGAGAAACUACUUCCCAAGAUUAUUGGUAUCGAGAUCAAAAUCACCAAGCAGGAGGGAAAGUUCAAAAUGUCCCAGGAAAAGAUGGGUUGCGGAGACAAGGACGGAGUCAUUGAAGGCUUUGCAAAGGACGGCAACCAGGAGAUGAGCGAUUGCGUGAAGCACGCUUGUGAACGACGAGCAGAGCGACUCGCUAAGCGAUAA
Molecule: messenger RNA, 711 nt
Organism: Yarrowia lipolytica CLIB122
Lineage: Eukaryota; Fungi; Ascomycota; Dipodascomycetes; Dipodascales
Source: RefSeq, a predicted model, not a curated record